GUCGAGGAGGGCAGCCCCCAGGAGUCUCCACGCCGCCAGCUGUUGUGUCUUCCUGUUUUGUCACCACGGCAACGAUGACCUCAGCCCUCCACCCGGCUCACUGGGGUGGGGCGGGAGCUCCACACUACUUUUAUCCCAGGAGGGCGUGGUCUGCUCUUGGCCCCGCCUCAGGGCGGGGCUGGGAUAGCCCAGGCUCGGGGAAGUCCCUGUCCACCGCCCUAGCCGGAGCUGCGCCCCGCCCCGGCCCCGCCCCCGUCCCGCCCGCGCUGGCUCCCCAGCCCGCCAACCCCACCCAGCCCUCAGACCCUUCCAGCUGCAGCUGUCGUCUUUGCUUCAGCCGCAGUCACCACUGGCUGCCUGAGGUGCUCUUAGAGCCUGUUCCAAGUGUGGCUUAAUCCGUCUCCACCACCAGAUCUUGCUCCGUGGGUUCCUCUGCUAAGACCGCUGCCAUGCCAGUGACGGUAACCCGCACCACCAUCACAACCACCACGACAUCGUCUUCGGGCCUGGGGUCCCCCACGAUCGUGGGGUCCCCUCGGGCCCUGACACAGCCCCUGGGUCUCCUUCGCCUGCUGCAGCUGGUGUCUACCUGCGUGGCCUUCUCGCUGGUGGCUAGCGUGGGCGCCUGGACGGGGCCCAUGGGCAACUGGUCCAUGUUCACCUGGUGCUUCUGCUUCUCGGUGACCCUGAUCAUCCUCAUCGUGGAGCUGUGCGGGCUCCAGGCCCGCUUCCCCCUGUCUUGGCGCAACUUCCCCAUCACCUUCGCCUGCUAUGCGGCCCUCUUCUGCCUCUCGGCCUCCAUCAUCUACCCCACCACCUACGUCCAGUUCCUGUCCCACGGCCGUUCCCGGGACCACGCCAUCGCCGCCACCUUCUUCUCCUGCAUCGCUUGUGUGGCUUACGCCACCGAAGUGGCCUGGACCCGGGCCCGGCCCGGCGAGAUCACUGGCUACAUGGCCACCGUGCCGGGGCUGCUGAAGGUGCUGGAGACCUUCGUGGCCUGCAUCAUCUUCGCGUUCAUCAGCGACACCUACCUGUACCAGCACCAGCCGGCCCUGGAGUGGUGCGUGGCGGUGUACGCCAUCUGCUUCAUCCUAGCGGCCAUCGCCAUCCUGCUGAACCUGGGGGAGUGCACCAACGUGCUGCCCAUCCCCUUCCCCAGCUUCCUGUCGGGGCUGGCCUUGCUGUCUGUCCUCCUCUAUGCCACUGCCCUCGUUCUCUGGCCCCUCUACCAGUUCGAUGAGAAGUAUGGCGGCCAGCCUCGGCGCUCCAGAGAUGUAAGCUGCAGCCGCAGCCAUGCCUACUACGUGUGUGGCUGGGACCGCCGACUGGCUGUGGCCAUCCUGACGGCCAUCAACCUACUGGCGUAUGUGGCUGACCUGGUGCACUCUGCCCACCUGGUUUUUGUCAAGGUCUAAGACUCUCCCAAGAGGCUCCCAUUCCCUCUCCAACCUCUUUGUUCUUCUUGCCCGAGUUUUCUUUAUGGAGUACUUCUUUCCUCUGCCUUUCCUCUGUUUUUCUCUUCCUGUCUCCCCUCCCUCCCACCUUUUUCUUUCCUUCCCGAUUCCUCGCACUCUGACCAGUUCUUGGAUGCAUCUUCUUCCUUCCCUUUCCUCUUGCCGUUUCCUUCCUGUGUUGUUCUGUUGCCCACAUCCUGUUUUCACCCCUGAGCUGUUUCUCUUUUUCUUUUCUUUUUUUUUUAAGACGGAGUCUCACUCUGUGGCCCAGGCUGGAGUGCAGUGGUUCGAUCUCGACUCAUGGCAAUCCCGGCCUCCUGGGUUCAAGCGAUUCUCCUGCCCCAGCCUCCCAAGUAGCUGGGAGGACAGGUGUGAGCUGCUGCACCCAGCCUGUUUCUCUUUUUCCACUCUUUCUUUCUCAUCUCUUUUCUGGGUUACCUGUUGGCUUUCUUAUCUGCCUGUUUUGCAACCACCUUCUCCUGUGUCCUUGGGAGCCCUGAGACUUCUUUCUCUUCCUGCCUCCACCCACCUCCAAAGGUGCUGAGCUCACACAUCCACACCCCUUGCAGCCGUCCAUGCCACAGCCCCCCAAGGGGCCCCAUUGCCAAAGCAUGCCUGCCCACCCUCGCUGUGCCUUAGUCAGUGUGUAUGUGUGUGUGUGUGUGUUUGGGGGGUGGGGGGUGGGUAGCUGGGGAUUGGGCCCCCUUUCGCCCAGUGGAGGAAGGUGUGCAGUGUACUUCCCCUUUAAAUUAAAAAAAAAUAUGUAUAUAUA
This is a messenger RNA of Pongo pygmaeus (Bornean orangutan), 2229 nucleotides long. RefSeq names its product myeloid associated differentiation marker (gene MYADM). Gene Ontology annotation, cellular component: plasma membrane; cell-cell junction. The record is from RefSeq and is a predicted model, not a curated record. Gene Ontology annotation, biological process: negative regulation of heterotypic cell-cell adhesion. The coding region runs from base 450 to 1418 and encodes 322 amino acids. The transcript is spliced from 3 exons. NCBI's taxonomy places the organism in Eukaryota, Metazoa, Chordata, Mammalia, Primates, Hominidae.